UCGAAAAUGGCAGACAGUGGAGAAAAACAAACAUACUAUGGAAACUGCCAUUGCGGCGCCUUCAAGUUCUCCGUUGCACUUGCACCGAUCAAGAAGGCCGCGAGAUGCAACUGCAAAAGGAUAUCUUUUGCUGUUCCCGAGAAGCCUUCUGACUUCAAGGUCGAAGCCGGCGAGGGUGUACUGAAGACCUAUUCUUUUGGAAAUGGGGUUGCCGAGCACAAGUUCUGUCCGAUUUGCGGUUCUGGCGUCCUGGUCGAAGCCGAAAAGCUCAACUUCCUCGCUAUCAAUCAUGGCUCGGUAGAUGUCGACAGCCUAGAGAUCAGCACAACCGAUCGAGCCAAAGUCGAACCAAUCUACCAACCCUUCGUCCUGCCCGACGACCAAAAGCCAGAGGUACCAGAAGGGCAAAAGCUAUAUACAGGAAGCUGCCACUGCCAAGCCAUAAAAUACACCGUCGUGUCUGAAGAAAUCAAAGAAGUCCGCACCUGCAACUGCAAUAUGUGGAUAUAUCCACCCAUUGCCUCUGUCAACCUUUUGGGCACAGAGGAUAAGCUGACAGACUACCUCUUUGGUCCUCAAAGGGCCUAUCAUGGUUUCUGCGGCGUUUGUGGUGUAGAUGUUGUCAAUAGAGUUGAUCUCCACCAUAUCUACAAGAUGCCGGUGAGACCGAUCAAUGUCAGAACCAUGGACAACAUUACCUUGGAAGAUCUAAAGAUUGACAAAGUUGAUGGAUGGAGUCUCAACAAGGGUCCUUACAAGGCUUACGACGUCUGA
Aureobasidium musti is the source of this 774-nucleotide messenger RNA. NCBI's taxonomy places the organism in Eukaryota, Fungi, Ascomycota, Dothideomycetes, Dothideales, Saccotheciaceae. The record is from the annotation of a GenBank genome assembly.